Messenger RNA from Lagopus muta (rock ptarmigan), 1985 nucleotides. It is a transcript of the gene TMEM82, whose product is annotated as transmembrane protein 82. The record is from RefSeq and is a predicted model, not a curated record. The transcript has 5 exons. Lineage: Eukaryota; Metazoa; Chordata; Aves; Galliformes; Phasianidae. Bases 12 to 1244 code for a protein of 410 amino acids.
UCUGCGUGGCGAUGCUGUCCCUGGGGUCCUGGCUGCCCGCGUGGCCGGGGCUGGCGUGGGGCUGGGCGCUGCUGGACGCGGUGCUGCGAGGUGAGGCCACGGGGACGUGGGGAUGUUGGGGACACUGGGGACACGGUGACACGGCACUGCUUCUUCCUGCAGGGCUGGUGGGGGCCUGCGCCACCUCGGUGCUCUGCAGCCUGCUGAGGGUUUAUCUCUACAUCCAGUGCCUGAACGACCCGGCGCGGCAGGACCUGCGGGUGGCCCUCGGGGCGCGGCGGUUGGUGCUGGAGCCGCUGCACGUGCUGGUGCUGACGGCCAUCCUGGCGCUGGUGGGCUCCCGCGUGGCCGCGCUGGUGGUGCUGGAAUUCUCCCUGCGCGCCAUCUCCACGCUCCUCUCCCUCAGCAAGCGUUGGUGCUUUGCAACACCCAUGCUGAGGACAAGAGAUGCAGCAUGGAGGAAAGCGCGCAUGGCGGCACGGCGGUGCAUGGCUUGGCAGUGGUGUGUGGCUUUGCAUGGUACGUGGUGUUGCGACAGCGCAUCGCCUUGCUGCUUUGCACCCCCUCCUGAUGCAGCUCCUGACGGCUCCGUCCCGCUCCCGCAGGGCGCCCACAGCAUCCAGCUGCUCGUGCUGUGCCAGUUCUCGCUGGGCUGCGGGCUGUCCUGCGGCCUCAGCUUCCUGCUGGAGGAAGCUCCCCAUGGGACCUGCAACCUGGUGCUGGCGGCGGGGCUGGCGGGGCUGCUGGCCGUGCACGCCCGCCGCUUGGCUCUACACACCUGCACGCUGUAUGAGCUGCACAGCCGAGCGCGGUACUGCGGCGUCUGCAUGCUGCUGCUCACCUCUGGGCACGGCGUGCCCCGGCUGCUGCGCAAGGCUCUGAUUGUCGCCUUCGUCGUGGCUGACCUGGCCGCCGUCGCGCUCAUCAAUCGUGAUUUCCUCUCGACGGCGGAGGCCGUCCGCUUCUGGACGCCGCUCACUAUUUGCUACACGCUGCUCGUCGUUUACAUGCAAGAGGAGCAGCGGUCAGGCACGGGCACGCAGGCAGCCUACCAGACGGUGCUGGUGCGCAUGGGAGGCCUCUUCAUCCUCCUCUUCACCGUGGGCCGCUGGACAGACCUGCUCCACAUCUUCCUCUCGCUGCUGGGCGAGCUCUGGUGCCUGCUCCACACCGGUGUCCUGCUGGAAGCUUGCCGGCAGUGGGGUUUCUCCUCGCAGCAUCGACCAACGUCAGGAUCGUCCUGAGGUGUAAGCAGGGAUGAGGAACUCAGAGCAGCUCCCUAAGUCCUCCCUGCUGUGCUGGACAGCCGCUGUGGGGACACGGGAACACAGGGGAAGGAGCUCCUGGAAGGUGCUGAUCCCAUCCCGUUGGAUAUGUGGAUGCUUGUACAGCCCCUGGCUUUUGAGGCCCCCAUCCCCAUGGUUGUGAUUGGGCUGGGGGUCACCUCCCUCGUCCUGCUGCGGGAUGUGGAAUGCAGACGGAUGCACUCAUCCUCAGGGGCUGCCAGGCUGCACCACUGAGGUGCACUGAGGGACCUCUGGAACUUCAUAAAUCAUGGAAAAAAAAAAAGUGUUUUAUUCCCAGUCAAUGCCUGGGCAGAGCAAGCUGGGGUCCUGUUGCAUUGGGGUCCGGCUCAGGGACAGCCAGGGCAGAGCUUUCUGGGAAGGUGCAUGCUGCAAAGGGGAACAGAGGCAAAGAGGGGUGUCCCCAAGCCCCAAACCAUUUCUGCUGUGCUGGAGGGCACCCGGUGCUAGGCCGAUGGGUGCAGGGUUUGGGUAAGGGGGUACAGCAGGAGAGGGGAUGGGGCUGACCAGAGAACCUUGGGGUGUUUGGGACUGCAGGGGGAUCCUGAGGGUGUAUGGGGCACUUGGGGUAUCGCGGUGGUGUGGAACGUCGUGGGAGCUCUACAGGGUUACGGAAUAACCUAGGGGUGCAUGGGACACCCUCAAGCACACGGUAGAACCCUGAGGGCGUUUGUGGCAGCU